Messenger RNA from Halteromyces radiatus, 826 nucleotides. RefSeq lists its product as uncharacterized. Gene Ontology annotation, cellular component: endoplasmic reticulum. NCBI's taxonomy places the organism in Eukaryota, Fungi, Mucoromycota, Mucoromycetes, Mucorales, Cunninghamellaceae. The record is from RefSeq and is a predicted model, not a curated record. The transcript has 4 exons. Gene Ontology annotation, biological process: sphingoid catabolic process. Bases 28 to 633 code for a protein of 201 amino acids.
UUUUUUUUUUUUUCACAUACAUAAAAGAUGACUUUAUCGGAUAUUUUUAAUUUGAAGAAACAACUUGUACAAUAUGGAUCUCAUCAUUAUAACAAAACAAAUAUUAUUAUUCAUAUGAUAUUCGUUCCCACCAUCUUUUGGACUGCUUUGGUAUUCGGUGCAAAGACAGGUCCACUUAUCAAUAUUGGCAACCUACCUACUUCUUUGAAAUUUUUGAAACUAAUGGGUCCUAAUCUUGGUUUCUUUAUUGUUACAUUAUACAGUCUUUACUAUGCCGCCUUGGAUCCUAUAGCUUCGGCUCUUUAUGCUCCCAUUCUUUAUACUAUGUGUUAUACAGCUACUCAAUUCCAACGUACUAAUCCAAACGCAACUAAAUUGGCUCUUGGCUUACAUAUCACUUCAUGGAUCCUUCAAUUCAUUGGUCAUGGUGCUGCUGAAAAACGAAGUCCUAAAUUGGUGGAUAAUCUUAUACAAGCUCUUGUAUCUGCACCUUAUUUUGUGUUUUUUGAAGUUUUAUUUGCUUUAGGUUAUCGACCCAAGUUACGAAGGGAAAUGAUGAUCGAGGUGGAAAAAGAUGUGGCUGCUUUUCGUGCCAGACAACAACAAAAACGACAACAGCCAAAAUCUAUUUAAACUUUGGGCGAUCUUCUCUUUUUGUCAUCUAUAUUAUUAUUCUUAUUAUUUAUGAUUCCAACUUUAUUUAGUGUCUCCUUUUUUAUAUCAUUCCCCCCUUUUUUUUUUUUUUAUGAAAAUGGUCUUUCAUCCAUAGUAUUACCUUUUUUUUAUUAUUAUUAUUUUGGUCAAGAGAACAAAUAUGUAAUAUUAC